CUUCUCCUCAAUCAUUUCGGCCAGCAUCCCUCCACCAAGAGCAAGGAAGCUCUCAAACAUCUCACCAUUGUUGAAGGAAGCUCCACCAAGAAGGAAGCUCUAGGAAAAAGUAUAAGCUCCAAAAGUGUACAAAACUUGAGGAAAGGCUAGGAACUUGAUUUAGAGUAUCUUUGAGCUUCGCCGGAGUUUCGCCGGAGUUGGUCAAAGUUGGCCGGAGUUGGUCAAAGUUCGCCAAAGUUCAACCGUGAAGUGUAGAACGCGCUUAAGCUCACUUAAGUUUCAGGUCGGGAUUAAAGCUUGCCGCUACCGCCCGUUGUAUCGGAGAAUUCAAGAGAAGAAGACGUGGUUCGUGCUUCUUCUGUUUCUGUUUUGAAAACGAUUUAAACCAUGCUCAUGGAUAUUAUUUUUCUUUAAUAUGUAUUUAGGGCUUGUAUGCCCAUGUUGCCAAAGUGUGGCGUGCACUUUGUAUUGAAUAUUUCCGCUGCUUUAAAUGAUUAUUUUACAUUAUGUUGUUUAUGGAUGUACUAUGUGUGAAUGGUAUUCAAGACGCCUAGUAUAGUAUGGAUGAGUUGGACUGCGGUUGACUAUUCGUACUGUACGGCGGGUUGUUGACGUGUCCGGUAGGUCCGGGGCGUGACAAUUUAAUUGGUAUCAGAGCCUUAGUCCGUAAACUUCAUAAUGAAGCUUCAAAAUUCCUUUUGAAAAAAAAAAAAAUUUGAAAACCAUGAGCAUAAAGUUUUGUACUUAUAGAACUUUUGAUACUUGAGUUGCAAAGUCUCUAAUUGUUAAGAUGGUACCCUUAACAAUUGGCAUGGCGGUGAUUUGAGCCAAAAGAUGUCCCUAAGUACCUAUCCGUCACUUGACAUUUGAUACGAGUCUAACGGCUCAUUCUAAACUUCUUUCAGAAAUGGAGCCAAUUGGAAGGAUCACGAGGAGGAACCCGAUGGGCCGUGUACCGGGUGGGUCCGAACGCGGCAGUCGGGGGUCCACUAGGGUGUCCAGGGGAAGGGGCCGUGGAGGCCAACAACAAACCGUGAGCGAUGGCCACGUGGACACUGAGAGUGAGACUUAUUGGUCCUAUGAGGACUCAACCUAUAGGCCGGAAACCGAGCCGGUGGAGACCCCAUAUGAUGGGGAAGAUGACGAUGUAAGUGAAGAGAGUGAAGACGAUGGCACUCUUGGGAGGAUCGAGGCGCUGCUCCAACAAUACCACCGGGAGCGCGAAGAGAGGAGACAACGCCGAAGGCGCCGAACGGGGCAACCUUCGGGCAUGGCUUCGAGAGGAGGAAGCCAAGGGGCUUCUAGAGUCCAUGUUGAACCACAUGGAGGCCAAAAUGUGGGAGGUCCAACCAUAAGGAUCUCCAAAUUUAUCAAAGAAGCACGAGAUUUGGGGUGUAAACCGUUUGAUGGAACGGGAGACAUCUCCGUUGCGGCCGAAUGGAUCAAAAGAUUCAACGAGGCGGCCCUUGACAUGCAGCUGCCACCCAUCAUGAAACUGAGAGUGGCAACAAGAUUGCUCGAAGGCAUGGCGUCCACGUGGUGGGACGGGGUCAAAGGGAAAUACGGCGAAGCCGUCACAUGGGAGAACUUUCGGCAGGAGUUCUUCAACCAAUACUACUCCGACUUCGAGGUAAACAUGAAGAGGAGGGAGUAUACGAACUUGACGCAGGGAGGCGCAUGUACGGUGAAGGAACUUGAGCACAAGUUUAGAAAGCUUGCCGAAUUCAUACCGGAGUACAUAUGUGAUGAGAACCGGAUGGUGAACCACUUCUGGGAUGCCUUAGACCUUGACAUACGCGAG
This is a messenger RNA of Cuscuta epithymum, 1801 nucleotides long. The record is from the annotation of a GenBank genome assembly. Lineage: Eukaryota; Viridiplantae; Streptophyta; Magnoliopsida; Solanales; Convolvulaceae.